GAGUCCAUGUUCAUCUGACCAUAGCACUACUCAGGCAAGGUUUAGCCCAGAGCCGGAGGAGCGGUGUCAAUCUCCCCAUCUGCCUACCACUAGCCAGGCAUCUUCUGUUACCACAAGCCAGAAAUCAAAGAAGCCUUCAUCUAGUCAAAGCACAAUUGGGGUAUCCCAAAAAAAGAAAAGAUCAAAGGGAAAUGAGGGUGAAAUGGUGCCUGACUUUCCAACUGAGGAAUUAAUCCUAUUAGUCCAAGAUCGGCCAGUACUGUGGGAUCAUACCCAUUAAAAACACUCAGACAAUUAUCAUACAAGAAAGAUGUGGCAGGAAGUGGGGGAAUGUUUAAUUCCGAACUAUGAAACCUUGUCUUCCUCAGUCAAGACUAAAUUAGAUGAGAAGAUGCAAAAAAAAUGGCGGUCAGUAAGAGAUGCUUUUAAAAGAUAUUGUACUAAAGAGGAACAAGCGUCUAAAAGUGGUUCUGGUGCCUCCAAACUUACAGUGUACAAGCAUGCCAAUAGUCUACAAUUUCUUCGAAAAUGCUUCAAACUUCGAAAGACAACAUCAAGUCUUUCUUCAACAUUACAGACAGAACAGAUAGAACAGACUGAGGGUUCCACACUACAAUCAGAAACUGCUCCACCAGUAGAAGGAGAACCUUCAUCUCGCAUGUCUGUUGCAGAUCGAAUACAGCAUCAAAUUAUGCAUGCCAGUAGACGCCAACGAAAAGACCAUGAUUUUAGAGAUAGCUUAAUGUUAGAGGGAUUUCAAAAAAUAGAGGACAGCUUUGAGAGUAGAUUAAUGUCCCAAGAUUUAAGGAUUUUGCGUUUGGAGGGAGAGUGGAGUGGUGAGAAAGAAAAUGCAGAUCGUCAAUUCCUUCUCUCACUACUCCCUGGUAUGUCUACAAUGACAUACUCUGAAAAAUUAUAUUUUCAGCGAAAAAUUCUUAAUUUAAUGACAGAGAUAGACAAAAAGCACUGCCAAACGCCCACAUUUCAUGAACCAUCACCAAUGCAACAAUAUCAACCACUAGAUCCCCAGACACGUGUGCCUCCAAGUACACCACAGCGUUUCAUUCAAUAUGGUCAACCUCAAGUUGUCCAAAAACAGUUUCCCAAUGUUCGUACCUACUCUCAUCAAUAUGUCCAGGAAAGCACACCUGUUCGGGGAUCAGAGGUUCAAUUCCAAAAUUUGUAG
Messenger RNA from Hyla sarda, 1186 nucleotides. RefSeq lists its product as uncharacterized. Gene Ontology annotation, molecular function: DNA binding. The record is from RefSeq and is a predicted model, not a curated record. The coding region runs from base 311 to 1186 and encodes 291 amino acids. The transcript has 6 exons. Lineage: Eukaryota; Metazoa; Chordata; Amphibia; Anura; Hylidae.